Molecule: messenger RNA, 564 nt
Organism: Acanthosepion pharaonis
Lineage: Eukaryota; Metazoa; Mollusca; Cephalopoda; Sepiida; Sepiidae
Source: the annotation of a GenBank genome assembly
AUGAGAUAUCUAUCUAUCUAUCUAUCUAUCUAUCUAUCUAUCUAUCUAAUUCUAUAUCUAUCUAUCUAUCUAUCUAUCUAUCUAUCUAUCUAUCUAUCUGAUUCUAAUGUGUGUCAUACAAAAAAAAAAGUGCUAAAAAUUCUAUCUAUCUAUCUAUCUAUCUAUCUAUCUAUCUAUCUAUCUAUCUAUAUUUCUCAUGUUGUCUUAGAGCGGAGCCGGAGAGGCGGCAACACUGUUAUAUUUAGAUUUUUUUUUUUUUUUCCGUUCAUCCAACGUAGAGAGUGCCAAAAAAAAAAAUGUUUAAUGACCGGUAGGCUCCUGGAGAGAUUCGACUCGACCUCCAGUUUACUAGGACUGGCGCCUAACCAGUUGAGCGAGCGGAGGCGGAGGCCGGCUACCGUAGAUUUUUUUUUUUUUCCGUUCAUCCAACGUAGAGUGGCCAAAAAAAAAAAAAAUGUAAUGACCGGGGCUCCGAGAGAUUCGGACUCGACCCAGUUUACCAGACUGGCGCUUCAACCAGCUGAGCUACGGAGCCGGAGGCCGGCUAAUCCAUUAGUAAUUUAG